AUGAGUACAGAAAGCCUGCUAGAGCAGCCUACGGGCUCACAUAGAGUAAAAUACAUGGGCGCGGGAGAGCACGCGUCACACGACUUCGCUCUCGAGACGGACGACCGCGCGAUCGACGUCUCCCUCGUCCUGCCGCACUAUCGCGCGCACAAUCAGCCCUACGACCACCGGCUGUCCAUGUACGUCGGAUCCGACUCUGGCAGUUCGAUGAAAGUGAAAGUGUGCCGGAAGUUCACGCCCUCGCGGACCACGAACUUCAGGCUCGAGGUGCAGUCCGCAUCCGAUGCGGACGUCACGAUCUGGCUCCCGUCAGACUUCAAGGGCCACAUCCACCGCUCGUCCACAUGCAAGAAGGUCACCUUCUCCGCGGGCUUCACGAACAGGAUCAUGCGCAACGUCUGCCUCACGCAGUCGCGCCGCCCAUCCGUCGUGUCUGUGUCCGAGCACACCGCACACCGCUUCGCUGAGAUCUACGUCUCCGACGGGCGUGCGGUUGGCGAGAAGCGUGGCAGUGGGAGCGGCGCGUUCCCGCUUGCGCUCGCGCUGGACGCUCCAGGGGGCGAGGACGAGGUCGUGGUGGAGACCGCGGGCGCGGUCACGUUCCGCAUGUGGGACAUCCACCGCGGCGAGCCCGAGGCGCGCUGCCGCGAAAACUGGAAACGCGCGUUCGGCCUGGGCUGGUGCGCGAAGCGCAGCAACGAGGUCGCCAUCGACUGGGACUUCCUCCUCGACGACUAG
Messenger RNA from Trametes versicolor FP-101664 SS1, 738 nucleotides. RefSeq lists its product as uncharacterized. The transcript is spliced from 2 exons. Bases 1 to 738 code for a protein of 245 amino acids. Lineage: Eukaryota; Fungi; Basidiomycota; Agaricomycetes; Polyporales; Polyporaceae. The record is from RefSeq and is a predicted model, not a curated record.